AUGGCGAUCGCAGGUGAGAAAGAAGACAAUGCGCGGGGCUCCGGCGCUCCUACAUACGAGGUGAAGGGAAAAGACGGACUUCUCACGGCCACAGCAGUAGAGGUCGACUCCAGCCAGUUCGAGGCCGACCUCAACAUCAGCGGGGAUGACUUGGCAGUCGCCGAAGAGUACGCCAAAACACUGAAUUUGGAAGAUGUACGAAAGAUCCUCGAACAUGUCAUCAAAAUCCAUGAAAACGAUCAAAACUUCCCCAUCGCCGUGCUCGAGAAGAUGGAGGAGUUCCUCAGCAACGAGGACGUUCUCUCCAAUCCCGAGGCGCACGAGAAGCUCAUCCACGAAAUGAAAAUCGAGGCGGCUCUGAUCUACAACAAUAGUCCUUACGCCGAGGUCCGUGCCGUGGUCGACAACACGGACGAUCCGUCCAUUCCCAGCUCCACGAUUCGUGCUUGGACCAUUGGACUCCUGUUCGUCAUUGCAGGUGCCUUUAUCAACCAGCUGUUCAAUAUCCGUCAGCCCACCAUCAAUGUCGAGGCCAAUGUUGCUCAGCUGCUUGCCUUUCCACUUGGUAAAGCCUGGGAGAAACUGAUGCCUGAUUGGCGAUUCUCCCUUUUUGGCAACGAAAUCAGUCUGAACCCCGGCCGUUUCUCGAAGAAGGAGCACAUGCUCAUCACCAUCAUGGCAAAUGUGGGCUUCAAUGUUCCUUACACAAAUUACAUAGUCUGGACCCAAUACCUGCCCAAGUUCUUCAACCAGUCCUACUCCGGAAACUUUCUAUAUCAGAUCCUCAUCGCGUUGGGUACAAAUUACAUCGGCUAUGGUGUUGCCGGAAUUUGCAGACGAUUCUUAGUCUACCCAGCCCAUUGUGUUUGGCCAUCCUCUCUAGUCACCAUUGCCUUGAACGCCUCGUUCCAUGAAGAUAAGGACACCCCAGUAAUCGGCCCGUUAAAGCGUAUGUUCACGACCUCUCGCCUACGAUGCUUUCUCUUUUGUUUCGUCGGCAUGUUCUGCUAUUUUUGGUUCCCCAACUACAUCUUCCAGGCCCUAAGCUACUUCAACUGGAUGACUUGGAUUGCCCCCAACAAUGUCAAUCUCAGCGCCGUCACCGGCAUGGUGAACGGCCUCGGCAUCAAUCCCAUCCCAACCUUUGACUGGAAUACUCUGCUUUUCCUGGAGGGAAACUCACCGUUGGUGCUUCCAUUCUUCUACUGGGCCAACCAGCUGGUCGGAAUGCUCGCGACAGUCCCAGUCAUCCUCGGCAUCUGGUAUUCCAACAUCUACAACACGGGUUACCUGCCCAUCAACUCCAACCGCGUGUUCGACAACAUGGGCCAGGAAUACAACAUCAGCCGGGCCAUCGAUUCACGCGGCAUGUUUGACGCCAGCAAAUACGAGAACUACUCGCCGGCAUACCUCGCGGCCUCCAAUCUUCUAGUCUAUUUCUCCUUCUUCGCCAUCUACGCAGCCACCAUAACCUACGCCUACCUCUGGCAUCGCCAUGAGAUCUGGAUGGGCUUGAAGGGCAUGUUUAAGCGUGGAGAGAAGACUGCGUACCAAGACGUUCACAACAGGCUCAUGUCGGUGUAUCCAGAAGUAUCCGAAUGGUGGUACCUCGCCGUACUCCUCGUCGCCAUCGGCUGCUCGAUCGGGGGUGUGGCUGGAUGGGAGACGUACACGAGCCCCGGUGUUGUGUUCUACGGUCUCGCUCUCUGCCUGGUCUUCGUCAUCCCCGUUGGCCUGAUCUACGCCAUCACAGGGCUGGAAGUGACGUUGAACGUCAUCGCCGAAUUCAUCGGGGGGUCAUGGGUCGCCGGCAACGCUCUGGCCAUGAACUACUUCAACUACGUGACCUGCUCCCACGCCCUCCGCUUCUGCAACGACCUCAAGCUCGCCCACUACGUAAAGGUGCCACCCCGCCACACCUUCUGGGCGCAAAUCGUCGGCACCUUCGUCUCGAGCUUCGUCUGCACGGCCGUCAUGAACUUCCAGAUGAACAACAUCCCGCGGGUCUGCGAGUCCGACCAAGCCAACCACUUCACCUGCCCGGGCAUCAACACCUUCUUCACGGCCGCCGUCCUCUGGGGCACCAUCGGGCCGAUCAAGGUCUUCGGCCGCGGCGGCCAGUACACCUGGCUGCUCCUCGGCUUCCCCAUCGGGCUCCUCUUCCCCGUGCUCGCCUACUACGCGCGCAAGAAGUUCCCCAAAGCCCGCUGGCUGCGCUUCGUGCAUCCGGUGUGCGUGUUCAACGGGCCGAUAUCGUGGGCGCCGUACAACGUCUCGUACCUCUGGCCCACCGUCCCCGUAUCCUGGCUCUCGCACAUCUACCUCAAGACGCGCCACACGGGCUUCUGGGCGAAAUACAACUACGUCGUGUCCGCCGCGUUUUCCGCCGCCAUCGCCAUCGCCGCCAUUGUCAUCUUCUUCGCGCUGCAGUGGUCGAGCGUCGAGAUUGAUUGGUGGGGGAAUAGCGUUUCGUUUAGGGGGUGCGAGGGCGAUGCGUGUACGGCGUAUACGUUGGUGGAGGGGGAGUACUUUGGGGCGAGGUUGGGGGAGUUUAGUUGA
Messenger RNA from Diplodia corticola, 2559 nucleotides. Its product is annotated as opt oligopeptide transporter. The coding region runs from base 1 to 2559 and encodes 852 amino acids. Lineage: Eukaryota; Fungi; Ascomycota; Dothideomycetes; Botryosphaeriales; Botryosphaeriaceae. The record is from RefSeq and is a predicted model, not a curated record. Gene Ontology annotation, biological process: transmembrane transport. Gene Ontology annotation, molecular function: oligopeptide transmembrane transporter activity. The transcript is spliced from 11 exons.